Messenger RNA from Zonotrichia leucophrys gambelii, 1645 nucleotides. Its product is annotated as cilia- and flagella-associated protein 251-like. The transcript has 7 exons. The coding region runs from base 294 to 1388 and encodes 364 amino acids. The record is from RefSeq and is a predicted model, not a curated record. Lineage: Eukaryota; Metazoa; Chordata; Aves; Passeriformes; Passerellidae.
ACAAGAUCAGUGCUUAGAAAGAUGUUCAGGAGCUGAAACACCCAUAAAGCUCCCAAGGUUCUGAAAUCCUGCACGUGGAAACCACAGCUCUGUAACAUCAUUUAUUCCAAGAAGGAGAGAUAAACCCUUCUGUCAUUCAGGUUUGUCCCUGAGGAGCUGAGCUGUGUCUGUGACAGAUGGCAGCGCCCCGGUGAGCAGCGACAGCCACGGGACAGCGCAGAGCCCAUGGAAUAGAGCAGCAGAGCGACUCCGAGCAGCACCGGGGCCAUCCCUUGGCAGAGGCAGAGCCGGACAUGCCCGAGCCAGCCCCGCUCGGCGGGGACAGGAGAGCGGCGGAGAAGAAGCAGCGGGUGGAGAAGGUGGGAGCCAAGGGCAGCGCUGCCGGGCCGCCAGUCCCCAGGAGCCUCCCCGUGCCCAGCAAGGCGGAGCCGCCCAGCCUGGACCCCGCGGAGGAGCCGCUGCUCUGGGAAGGGCUCACCCUCAACAAGUGCAUCCUGGUGGCCUCGGUGGUGGCCCUGCUGAGCGUCACCUUCCAGGUGCUGCAAGCUCCAUGCUCCAAGGAGGGACUCGCCCGCGGCCGCCAGGAGCCUCCACCUCCUCCCGUUCCCGAGGUUGUGAGCCCCAAGGUGGAGAUCCCAGAGGCGGUGACUGCCCAGCCUGCGCCGCCACCCGAGAGCAGCGCGGUGGAGGAGGAUGAUGAUGAUGAAGACAGUGACGAUGAUGAUGACAGCGAAGCUGACAGCAACCUGGGAGAACCCUGGAUCUUCAAGAAAUGGUUUGGCCGUGCAACACCAGAGGAUGAGGACAAGGACGGGGACAAGGAUGAGGACAAGGGGGAGGACAAGGAUGAGGAUGAGGACAAGGAUGAAGAACCUGCAGAUGUCCCCGAGGUGCCAACGGCUGUGACAGAGGGGAAGAAGAGCCAGGAGAAGCAGGAGAAAAAGGUGGAGGAGGAGGAAGAGGAAGAAAAGGAGGAGAAGGAGAAAGAAAAAGAAGAGAGUGAGGAGGAGGAAGAUGAGGAGGAGGAGGAGGAGGAGAAGAAGAAGGAGGAGAAGAAGGAGAAAGCCCGGGAAGGCCGAGCUGUCCAUGCGGAGCGGAGCAGCCGGAGGGAGCCACGAGCCAAGGACAGGGACAGACCCGGCCGAGCCCCCCGGGCCCCCAGGGAGCCCGAGCAGCAGCCGCAGAGGAAACGGGACCGGGAGAGGAGGGAGAGGAAGGAGAAGCGGCGGGAGCGGGAUGAGCCCAGGAGGGAGGGGUGGAGGGGCCGGCCCGGCAGGGCUGAGGGCGGCCGGGAGAGCCCCAGGCGGGACUGGAAGCAGCAGAAGGGCAGGAGGCCCUGGGAGCCGGGCAGGGACGGCAGGGCCAGGGAGGGCAAAAGGCGCGACUGAGGCCGGGCUGGGCACGGGGCUGGAUGGAGCUGGGUCCAGGGGGAUUCAAUCCCACCCUGCCUGCCCUGCAGAGACACCCCGGGCACGGGCAGCACCAGGACCCCCGAGCAGCAGCAGAGCAGCCCAGGAGCUCCCCGAGCUCCCCGGGGACUUUGGGACCCCUGGAUCAAAGGUGACCUGAAAGGACUCAUGGAAGGAGCUUCUUUGGGCCUCCUGCCUUCUCCAUGCCCACCCAAACCCCUCUGCAGUUCCCCUCC